Messenger RNA from Salvia miltiorrhiza (redroot sage), 2542 nucleotides. Its product is annotated as putative inactive disease susceptibility protein LOV1. The transcript has 5 exons. Gene Ontology annotation, molecular function: protein binding; ADP binding. The record is from RefSeq and is a predicted model, not a curated record. Gene Ontology annotation, biological process: defense response to other organism. NCBI's taxonomy places the organism in Eukaryota, Viridiplantae, Streptophyta, Magnoliopsida, Lamiales, Lamiaceae. Bases 179 to 2542 code for a protein of 787 amino acids.
UUAGCUAUCCAAAAACAAGGAGAGAGGGAGCAAAGAUAAGAAGAAAUUUCACAAAAAAGGAUUCAUUGGAAGAGCAAGACCAGCUAAUUUGAUUAGAAGGGAGGAUUGAAUCAAAAAGUCGAUCAACACGAGCAAAGAUAAGAAGAGAAAUCACAAAAGGUUUGGUGGAAGCAGAAACAUGUCGGAGGCCCUCCUCUUAUCGGUGAUACAGAAGCUCGACGAAAUUAAAGAGCUUGAAGAGUACUAUAAUUAUUGGGACACAGAGUACUAUAGUUAUCCAGAGCUUGAAGAGCUCUUGAAAAGCGUAAUUAAAGAGAUGAGAAAGAUUGUGGAUAUUGUGAGGGAUAAGAAAUUGGAAGAGAGAAGAAGCCCAAAUUUUUUGGUAUGUGAUCUUGUCGACGUGGCAGACGAUGCCCUCUACUUUCUCAAACUCAAACAAUAUAGUUCCUUUUCUUCCUACUAUGAUACCAUCCAUGGUUGGAUGGGAGAGAUCCAAAAGCAGAUGCUUAACCUGGGUGGUGAUGAGUCCAACAUCAGAUCAUCACAAAAUGUUGAAGAUGAUGUAGAUGUGGUGGGCUUGGACGAAGACGUGGGGAUUCUGAUUAGCAAAAAGAUUAUUGGUGGGGGAGAAGACUUGAAUAAUAUUCUUAUCAAAGGGAUGGCUGGUAUUGGAAAGACAACUCUUGCCAGAGAGAUAUUCAACCAUCCAACCGUCGUUGAUCGAUUCGAGCGCCGUGCUUGGGUGUCUAAUUCUACUUACUUCACUAUGAAAGAGCUACUUAUCAAACUAAUACAACAGCUAGAAGAUCCUCAGAAUCUCCAUGCAUAUUCCUUAUUGGAGAAUAUGGACAACCCAAGUCUCCGAGAUACGCUUUACAAACACCUGCAAGGAAAGCGAUAUCUUAUAGUUCUCGAUGACAUGCGCAAGCAAAUGCGCUUGAGGUCUUUCUUGAAUGCUCUUCCACGAGAAAACAAUGGAAGUAGAUUGGUGCUCACAAGUCAUACGAUGCAUUCCGACAUACUUGUAUAUGAUGAAAAUGUUCAUCGGAUGAAACCUUUGGAUUCUAACAAGAGCUGGCAAUUGUUUCUGAAAACAAUAAACCAUGGCAAUAAAUUGACGGGUGACAACAAAUUCCCAAUGGACUUACAGCAUAUGGGAAAACAAAUGUUGAGAAAAUGUGGCGGUCUGCCAUUAGCUAUAAAAGAGGUGGGAAAACAGUUAGCGGAAAAGAAAGUCUCAGGGCAGAGCAAAUGGGAACAACUUCUUGAAUCAGUUGAUUUUGGUUCAACAUUGAAGUUGUUGGAACCAUUUUAUCAUAAGUUGGAUCCCAAACUGAGGUCAUGUUUCUUGUCUAUGGCCUUCUUUAAGGAAGAUACAAGUUUGAGGGCAGAAAAGCUGAAACAGAUUUGGAAUGUAGUAGGAGCAGCAGAAGAACAUACAUGUGAAUCAUAUUUAGAUGGUUUAAUCAAUGAAUCUGUUAUUGAUGUCAAUGACAAGGGCACGAAGUAUAGCAUGAAUAUUGUGCUACACAUGCUAUCCAUCCAAAAAGCAGAGGAGGGAUUCAACUUUGAGAUCCUAAGGAACAAUGGAAAUAAUCGGCCCUCUGAGAGUCCACGUCAUCAUCGUGUUAUCAUUUGUAGCAGAGACAAGUUCAACUACUCCACUGAUCAAGAUAACCAUCUUGUUUCUCUCUUCUUCCAUGGAGGUGGCUACUUGGACACUAGUCCGUCUUAUUGGAAGAGCUUUGACCGACAACUUAGGAUACUGGACUUGGAAGAUUUUGGGUUGAAGUUUUUACCGGAAAGUAUCGGCACAUUGAUGGAAUUAAGAUACUUGGGGUUGAGAAAUAAUUACUUAAAAGAGCUUCCAGAGUCGUUGCGGUGCUUGAAAAAGCUUGAGGUUCUUGACAUAGCUCAAAACUUUAUGGUGGAGGUGCCAAAUAUUAUAUGGGAAUUGCGUAGCCUUUGCCACCUCUACUUGUCUGAUGUGAUCUGCCGUAAGCCUUUGAAGAUAAUUGGUGCGCUAUGGAAUCUGAAGACCUUAACCUACAUCUCGGUUGAUAAUUGGAGAUAUGAGCGCUUGGGCAAAAAUAUGAAAUUUAAGAAAUUGGGCAUAGUAGGAUUGGAUGGGAACUCAGAUGUAAGCAAGAUCCUUGUGUCAUUGCGUCAGUUGUCGUUUAUUAAUCACCUAAUCUUAAGAGGGUAUCGUUUCAGAAGCAUGCCUUGUUUGGAUGAGCUUGUUAUUCUAGAUAAUCUCCGGACACUCAAAUUGGAUGGACUCCUUAGCAGGCUUCCAAGAUUCCCUCCAUAUAUUGGAUCAUUGACGUUGGUUAAUAGCUGUCUUGAUAAAGACCCCAUGCCACUACUUAGGAAUCUACCCAGUCUACAUUACCUUAAAUUGCGGAAUGCAUACACUGGUCAAGAAAUGGAGAUCUUAAAACACGGCUUUCCCAAGCUUCGAGUCCUUUGCAUGGAAGAGUUGUGGAAUCUAAGAAAUGUACAAUGUGGACAGGGGCGGAUCCAGGAUUUGAGCCCCCCCUAG